This is a messenger RNA of Periophthalmus magnuspinnatus, 2314 nucleotides long. Its product is annotated as transcription termination factor 1-like. The coding region runs from base 83 to 1699 and encodes 538 amino acids. The transcript has 14 exons. The record is from RefSeq and is a predicted model, not a curated record. NCBI's taxonomy places the organism in Eukaryota, Metazoa, Chordata, Actinopteri, Gobiiformes, Gobiidae.
UGUCUCGGUUUGUUUUGAGCUCCUGAACGCAACACAAACUUCACAAACGCAGACGUCCAGGAUCAGUGCCGGGUCAGGUGCCAUGGCCCUGCCCCCAGAUCCCGCCCCUUUCACCAAAUUGAAGAAAAAGAAGAAAAAGAACGAAGUGAACGAGGGAGGAGGCGAAGAGAGGAACUACGGGGAUGAGGGGAAGAGCCACAGAGAUGAGCGAGGGAGUGACAGGAGCGAGGGGAGGAGCCAUGGAAGUAAGGAUGUAAAAAAGCAAACAAAGAGAAAGAGAGGGAGCGCACAGAUGGAAAGCGAGGAGAAGAGUGGAGACCCAGAAGGAAGCAAGACGAGGAGGCAAGGAGACAAAGAAAGGGACCAAGGAGAAGAAGAGUUGACAAGGAAAAAGAAGAAGAAGAGGAGCAGAGAGAAUGGGACACAGCCGGAGAGAGCAGAGCUGAAGGAAACAACCCCAGGAAACGAGAUGAAAAAGAAACUAAACAAGGAGGCUCUGCAGAAAAACAGAGUGCAGCUGAAAGAAGAGCAGGGACUGGACAUGAACAUAAGCAACACACAGCAGGAAAUACAGUUCUCAAACUCAGAGCUUCUUGAGUUGGAGGAGUUUAUUCCCAACGUUCAGAGCAAAUCUUUGGAAGUGAAACAGAAACUGUUGAGAUACGACCUGCCCCGAUUCAGAGAGUUUAAACGGAAAGGUCUGAAGCUGCGUUGGGGGAGGUACUCUGAGGAGGAGAAUCUUCAGAUUCGGCGGAAUGUGGAGGACUUCCUGAAGCUGACACUGAUCCAGACUCCAGAGGAACUGUUUUUUCCCCAGAGGUUCCCUGAACGAGAGCACAGCCUGAGGGACGUAAGGGCAAACCACCGCUUCUACCAACGAAUCGCUGAAGGUUUGUUGAGGACGUGUGAUCAAGUUUACGUCCGCAGCAAGAAGAUCUUUGAUCCACGAAACCACAUGGGCAGGUUCUCUGAGGACGAGCUGCAGGCUCUACAGAAGCUUCACACGAUUCAUGGGAACGACUGGAAAACCAUUGCCAACAAACUGGAACGCAGCAUCUACGCCUGUGAGAAACGACACGCCCAGAUAGGAUCCGAGCAUGGGCCCUGGACUCCAGAAGAAAUGCACCGACUUAAGAGGGCCACCAAGAAACACCUCAAACGAGCCCUCGAGUCCUCGCCCAGUCCUGGUCUAGAUUUUGGUGUAGAUCCUGGUCCAUCCUUUUUCCUUCUCUGCUCUAAACUGCCCUGGAAAAAGAUCAGCCAGAAAGUCAAGUCCCGCUCCCCGGACCAGUGUCGAAGGAAAUGGUUUUCGUAUCUGAAGUCUCGUCUUAAAGUCGUAAAGCCCCAGGUCAGACCAGAAGCGUCUGCCCGAACCAGAGUCCAACUGAUCCAGAUUCUGUACCAGCUGCAGGUGGAGGAUGUGUCUGAUGUGGACUGGAUCCAGGUGGCCCAGUCUGUGGGGGGUGUGACUCCCAUGUGUAUGCAGAGGUUGUUCCACAGGAUGAAGGUGUCUCGGGUCUUGGGCUGGACACGCCUUUCCUUUGGAGAAAUUGUGGACAACCUGUUUCAAAAUGAGCUUCCUAUGCUCUUGAAGAAAAUCAAUUUCGCUUCGAGUCCAGACCCUGGACCGGCCCGGUUCAGCCUGGACCACCUCUUUCCCCCAGAGGACGAGGUCGACAGUGAGGUGGACAACAGCUGAGAGCACCCUCCCGUAGGAAUGUCUAAAGCAUGACAUUUAUGACACAUGUGGGACGAGAGCGGAGAAUGUGUGAAGAACAUCAUCUCAAAAACUAUGAAAUAAUCAGAGGCACGAGAGUGAAGUGUGAACUGUUUUAUGUAAUACAUUUUUCAUGACGACCACCUGUCUGGCCCUGUCUACUUGACACCAGGUUUUGCCACCCAAACUCAUUUGAAUUUAUACUUUGCAGUGAUGUUACUCCUGGGGAUGUUCUACAUGUGUGUUAAUGGUUGAAUGUUCAGCAGUAACCAUGGAGACACAAUGCACACAUUGGCAAACACUGUCAAAAAAUAUUUAAGAGCAUCUGAAAACUCAAGAGAAACACAAAAGUCAUUUAAAAAGCACAUCCUCAGGAGCCUGUGAUCAAUCUGAGCGUUCAUGGCCCUGUUUAGAUGUUUCAUUUUACACAAAAGGUGAGAGUGACUCACUGAAAAACUGUUGGCUAAUGUUAAUGCUAGCUAGCUUGUGACUGUAAUGUUAUUUGAGAGACGUGUUUAACAGCAUAAAUCAGCUCACCUGUUGUAGUUCAGAUAAGUCCGUUCUUUAUGGUCAGAUUGUGUUAAAAUAAUACUCCGA